CUUUUCUUUGCUCUGGGCACAACACUUUUUUAACACUUUUUAUGACUCGAUGGUGUCGGCAGAUGAGCUACAGAAGCGCGUAGAAACGCUACAGCGGCAGCUGCGCAAGGCCGGCGACCACUUGAAGCGGCUGGCAACGGAGAACGACACGCUUACAGAGCAGGUGGAGAAGUUCAAUGAAAGCGAGGCGCAGCUAAAGACCGCACAGCAGGAGCUCGAGGAGAAGAAUGCGCAGAAUGCACAGCAGCUCGCCGAUUCCAAACAGCAGCUCCACGCAGCACUGGAGGAGCGCGACCAGGCACUGGAGCACCAGCUUGCCGAAACACAAACAGACGGCGGUGAUGAGCAGUGGAAGGCGGCGGCGCUGGAACUGGCCACAGCAGUUGGUGUGGCAGUGGAUGAGGGCAGUCCGCAGAUUCUGGAGCAGGUGCGGCAGCACUGGGAGGACAGUGCACAAGCACACAGGGUGAUGAUGCGCCUGCAGGUUGAGGCAGAUGCGAAGGCAGAUGCAAAGGCAGAGCUCGAGGACAGGGUGCAUGCGCAGGCGGAGAUCGAGGCGGCGGUCGUGCGGGCGCUUGAGAACAGCUCGGAGGAACUAGCGGGACGGCUCCGCAGCGCACACGCAGCGCAGGCCGACGACCUGGCAGCGGCACGGGCGGAGGCAGCAGAGGCGGUAGGGGCGCGCGAAGAGCUGGGGCGCGACUACGACGAGCUGCUAGGGCGGAUCGGCAAGAUGAAGGACGGGCUCAAGGCCAAGAUGAGUGCAGACUCGGAGCAGCCGGCAAUAGCAAAGGCAAAGGAGCUGGAGGGGGCACUGCAGCAGGCGAAUGCACAGCUGGCAGCAACGAAGCAGGCGCUGUGGGACAGCCAGGAGGCGAGUGAGCGGGCGUCCAGUGACUUCGGGCGGCAGGAGCAGGCGGGGCAGCUAGCGGCAGCUGAGGCGCGGAUGGCUGCGGAGGGCGAGGAGCGCGCACAGCUGGAGGCACGAGUGGAGCAGCUACAGACGGAGCUAAACCGGGCGCUGAACACGGAGGGGCAGUGGGCGGAGGAGCGCGAGCUGCAUUUGGUGACGAUCACGAACCUGCAAGGCGCGCUGGAGGACCUGCAGGCAGCACGCGACGCAGACGUGGACGUGGCAGUGGAGAAGCUGCGCGAGGAGGUACGUGCAGGAGCGCAGCAGGUGCGGGCGGCAGUGGCUCGAGCAGAGCAGGCCGAGCUGCGGCUCCGGCGAAUUGAGCUGAGCGGGGCGACGGCAGAGCAGAGCCAGCAGAAGAUCACCGAGCAGGCGGCGCUGGACGAGAGCAUGCGGCGGCUGCGCGAGGAGAGCAACGACUUUAACCUGGACAAGCGCGUGAUCACGAAUCUGGUGGUUGGGUUCCUGGGGCUGCCGUAUGGCGACUCGAAGCGUUCUCAGGAGGAGCAGCAGGAGAAGGUCGGGCUGAUCCGCAAGGCUGGGCGACGGGCGCCCGCCGCCGUCCUCGCCGCAGUCGCCGGGCGAGACCAAGGACUCGUUCAGCGACCAGUGGAUCUCGUUCCUGCUUCGGGAGUCCAGCCGUAACCGGUCCAACAACACAUGACGUGGUGGGUAAUAUUUGAGCCGGCAGCAUCUGCGGCGUGCGAACGACUGGCAAUCCGCUCACACGGAUGAGUGGCACUGCCCGGUUCCGCGCUGUCCCCGUGCACACA
This is a messenger RNA of Linderina pennispora, 1686 nucleotides long. RefSeq lists its product as uncharacterized. The transcript is spliced from 9 exons. Lineage: Eukaryota; Fungi; Kickxellomycota; Kickxellomycetes; Kickxellales; Kickxellaceae. The coding region runs from base 50 to 1558 and encodes 502 amino acids. The record is from RefSeq and is a predicted model, not a curated record.